This is a messenger RNA of Colletotrichum chrysophilum, 351 nucleotides long. RefSeq lists its product as uncharacterized. Bases 1 to 351 code for a protein of 116 amino acids. Lineage: Eukaryota; Fungi; Ascomycota; Sordariomycetes; Glomerellales; Glomerellaceae. The transcript has 2 exons. The record is from RefSeq and is a predicted model, not a curated record.
AUGCAGUUCACAUCCGUCCUUCUGGCCCUGGCCGCCACCGCCAGCGCGUCCCCCAUCAUGGGCAGCAUCAAGAUGUUCUACGAUCCCAAUGCCAACUGCAGCGGUGUGGCUCUUCAGACCGAGGGCGGCUCGGAAAUGGCCAUCGCUCCCUACGACGUCAACAAGUGCCAGCUCAUUCCCAUGGGCGUUGCCAACACCACCUACAAGAGAUUCUCCGCCAGCGGCUUGACGCCCAUCUUCAGCUUUGAGCUCUACACCGACAGGGAGUGCCAGCAGCUCGCCACUAACGCCUCGAAUGUCUGCGUUUCCGACAUCAAGUCGUACAUUCCCCGUCGCAACGACGGCAACUAA